Messenger RNA from Guillardia theta CCMP2712, 384 nucleotides. RefSeq lists its product as hypothetical. The annotation marks the transcript as partial. The record is from RefSeq and is a predicted model, not a curated record. Lineage: Eukaryota; Cryptophyceae; Pyrenomonadales; Geminigeraceae. The transcript has a single exon.
GGUUCGCACAAACUCUGUAUCCACAACAGGCAGAAGAGCGAGUGCCGGGAGUGCGGGGGCUCGCAGAUCUGUCCGCACAACAGGAGGAAACGGCAGUGUAAGGACUGCGUGGGGUCUCAGAUCUGUCAGCACAUGAGGAGGAAGAGCAGGUGCAGAGACUGCAACGGAUCUCAAAUAUGCCAACAUCAGCGGAUUCGGAGCACCUGCAAGGAGUGUCGGGGGUCUCAAAUUUGCCCGCACAACCGCAUCAGGAGCCAGUGCAGGGACUGCGGAGGGUCACAGAUAUGUCCGCACGAUCGUCGUCGGCGACAGUGCAAGGAGUGCGGAGGAUCUCAAAUUUGUCAGCACAACAAGAGGAGGAGCAGGUGUGUGGAGUGUGGGGGG